AUGCAUUAUUUUGUUAAUCAAUUGGCUCCCUGGCUCGACCUCUACGAUACUGAGAGCUACUUCGCAACGAUUGUUCCACAGCGGGCGCGGACAUGCCCUCCUCUCCUAAAUGCAAUUUUCACUACCUCUGCCAAACACCUGAGUCGUGUGAAAAUGUAUCAUGCUCGUGGACAAUCCAAAUACGACGGAAAAAUAAUCGCCAACUUGACAGCUGAGACAGCCAUCCACUACCAUAACCAUUGUAUUGAGCAUUUGAUUUCGUUGCCGGAGAGCCUACCGGAGAUAGAGAAAGAAAAUCUACUUGCUGCGGCAAUUAUUCUUCGUUUCUACGAGGAGGUGGACGCUCCAUCCAUAGCAGAGGACAUGGAAAAUGCAGUCAGUGGCAUCCAGGUUUUUCUCAAUAUUCACACCAUGUCAACUUCUCCAGAUAGUGGGAACCUCCAUGCCGCAUAUUGGGUAAUACUACGUCAGGAGGCACUUACUGCCUUUGCAAAACAACGCCCCUUUCGGAUUCCGCUGGGUCCGUGUUUGUCUUAUCGGUCUUUUGAGCCCGCAGAUGACUUUGUAUGGACUAACAGGCUUGUGAUUCACCUUGCCGAUGUGCUGCAGUUCUGCUUUGGGGUGAAUGAGAAGCUCUCAACUGCGGCCCAGCAAAGACUAUCACCUCAGAAAACCACAUCGGAAUCAAGCACUGCCAACACGGAUAUGUCACUUUCUGAGCGUCUUGCUCGCUAUGACAAGCUAGUCGCUUUUGGUACAUACUGGGAAGAGCACAAGCCUCCUUCGUUCGUGCCGAUCUACGCUCGAGACCCAGACUGUUUACGCGGAGAGGUCUUUCCAGAAAUUUGGUUCCUUGGAAGCUGCCAUGCGGUUGGAAUCCAACAUUUGGAACUCGCGAGGAUCCUACUCACUGUCUAUAACCCGAAAGUUGUGCGCUUGGGAUUAAACCGGCAAGCAACAUUGCUUUCGAUUGAUCACGAAGUCAAAACGAUAGUAUUGAGACUCUGCGGCAUAGCUACCACACAUCGAAGUGUGGUUCCUGCACUUCUUACAGCAUGUAUAGCAAUUGCCAUGUGUGGGGAUCGCUUCACAGACCACUCACAGCAAGAGGCUCUUCUGAGUAUUUUAGUCGAGCUCGAAGAAGAGCAUGCAUGGCCGACAAAAGCUACACAGAUACAGCUGAAAGAUGUCUGGGGAUGGAAGGAUGGGUGA
Messenger RNA from Aspergillus luchuensis, 1212 nucleotides. RefSeq lists its product as uncharacterized. Lineage: Eukaryota; Fungi; Ascomycota; Eurotiomycetes; Eurotiales; Aspergillaceae. The record is from RefSeq and is a predicted model, not a curated record. Gene Ontology annotation, molecular function: transcription cis-regulatory region binding; DNA-binding transcription factor activity. Gene Ontology annotation, cellular component: nucleus. Gene Ontology annotation, biological process: positive regulation of transcription by RNA polymerase II. The coding region runs from base 1 to 1212 and encodes 403 amino acids. The transcript is spliced from 3 exons.